This is a messenger RNA of Panicum hallii, 1777 nucleotides long. Its product is annotated as 21 kDa protein-like. Gene Ontology annotation, biological process: negative regulation of catalytic activity. NCBI's taxonomy places the organism in Eukaryota, Viridiplantae, Streptophyta, Magnoliopsida, Poales, Poaceae. The transcript has a single exon. Bases 877 to 1527 code for a protein of 216 amino acids. Gene Ontology annotation, molecular function: enzyme inhibitor activity. The record is from RefSeq and is a predicted model, not a curated record.
AACGGCAAGUUGCAGGAACAGCUAUUAUAUAUCCUCGCCUAUAAUUGUGAUGUUGAUCUAAUAUCACAUCACUGGGCGCAAAUAUCUUAGCAGUAUCUGAAAAAUGUCCGCUUGAAAAUAGAAACGACUGUGCCGUAUGCCUCUCAACUUCAGCUCUGCAUGUGCUCACCGAAGAGGAAGAGGCGAAGAGCCGAAGAAGAGAGAAAGCAUCUGCUCGGCUGCUCCCCUGUCCUCCAUGUCGGCUGGGAGCGGUUUGCAGCUCAGCUUCGCCGUCCCCGGGGUCGCGCAACGGACGAAACAGCCGGUCCGACCGUCACAGUGAUUUGUCCGUCCGACGCGAGCCUAACUGAAAGGCUGAAAUUCUGAAAAGGAACCUCGCCUCGCGACGUCCCCGCCAGCUUUGGCGCGUCGCCGGCGCGCCGCCGUCGUGGGAUCUGAAAUCUGAUCGACCUCGUGUUCCCGUAGCAGCCAACCCAGCCGUAUUCCCGGGCACCCCCCCGCGUCGCUGUCUCUCACUGGCUAGGCACGCCCAGGCCCCACGCGGCCGCGCAAAAAUCUCCGCGCGCAACACGUUGGCUGAUGCGUGCGUGUGUGCACGCAGCAAGCGGCGUCGGCAAAUCAGCUUGCCUGGCUCCUGCCUCGUGCUCCGUGCGCGCUCCACACAAGAAGGCUGGAGCACGGCCGGCGUCGUGUAUUCGUCCAGCCAGCCAUACGUAUAGCCAGCCGUAUGGGCCGCGCGAGACCUUAUCCUCUUGCCCCUAUAAAAUCCGCGCCCGCUCCAAAUCCCGCCAUCGUCCACGCAAACUCUGAAACCCGUACGUGCGCCACACGAUAACUCAAUCAAGAGGUAGCGAUCGAGAAACACGCAGCUCGGACAUGGCGCUGCGACGACGCGUCGUCGUGUCGAUGCUGCCGCUUCUUCUCCUGGCGCUCUCGAUGAGCUGGUGUUGCGGCGGCGGCGCCGCGGCGCGGCCGGCGCCUUCCUCCGACGCCGUGCCGGGCUUCGUGAGGUCGUGGUGCGCGGGGACGGAGUACCCGGCGCUGUGCGACGCGACGCUGGCGCCGUACGCGGCGGCGGUCGGGUCCAGCCCGGCGCGCCUGUCGUGGGCGGCGCUGACGGUGACGCUGGGCGGAGCGCGGGCGGCGGCGGCCGCGGUGAAGGCGAUGGCGGCCGCGGGCCGCCUGGCGCCCGCGGGCGCCGAAGCCGCGCGGGACUGCGUGAGCAUGCUCGGGGACGCCGAGGACCUGCUGCGGCAGGCGGCGGAGGCCAUGGCGCGGCUCGGCGGGCAGAGUAACAAAGGCGGGCGCGCCGCGACCAGCCGGGACGUGCGGUUCCAGGUGGACAGCGUGCAGGCGUGGGCGAGCGCGGCGCUGACGGACGACGGCAUGUGCGUGGAGGGGUUCAGGGCGGAGGCCGCGGGCGGCGGCGGCGUGAGGGAGGCCGUGCGCGGGCACGUCGCCCGCGUCGCGCACCUCACGGCCAACGCGCUCGGCAUCGUCAACGCCAUGGCCAAGCAGAUGCCGUAGGGUGGUGUUGCUGCUGCUGCGGCCCUCUUGUAUAGGCAUGUGUGCGCCUCGUGCAUACGUACGUAUAGUAUACGUCUCCCUGUGCUGUUUGGCGUCUGUAGUAGAUCAUGAUCGCAUCUGAUUCUGAUCUGUUGGUGGGUGGACAAAUCACGGACUGCUUGUCGUGUACUGCACCCGUGACCGGACAGUGCUACAAGUUUUGUGUCUCGUCCAUGGAUUUUUUAUGGCAUAGUACAGUUCGUUUUGAUGA